Sebastes umbrosus (honeycomb rockfish) is the source of this 1213-nucleotide messenger RNA. RefSeq names its product protein PERCC1. The transcript has 2 exons. The coding region runs from base 291 to 1133 and encodes 280 amino acids. The record is from RefSeq and is a predicted model, not a curated record. NCBI's taxonomy places the organism in Eukaryota, Metazoa, Chordata, Actinopteri, Perciformes, Sebastidae.
AUUAGCCUUGGACCCCCUCCCCGGUUGCCCAGUGAUAAAGUAAACAAACUGUGUUUGGCCAAUCCGGCAUGCAAAUAUUUGUUCUGGAAGCUGCCUCAUCCGACGCGAGACACACACACGUCUGCGGCCGUGUGCUGAGGUAUAUAUACAGUGACGAUCCUGAUGGUCCAGCAUUACAUAUGCACACACACGUACAGAAGACUGGAUCCAUCAAUGACCCGGGACAGACUUUUCCUCCGACUUCAACACAGAUUCAUCUGAACCUGGCGACUAAGUGUUCAUAAGCCAACAUGGCGGCAGGCGUCAUCAGAAACUUCCUCGUCCAGGCCCCGACUCCAGCCUACUUCCCCCUCAUUUUCCAGCACUCUCCAUGCAAGGAAGACGAAGAUAUGGAGAUGCUGGCAGAAAAGCCAGAGGUGAGGGAAGAUGAGGAAGACAGAGAGAUGGAGGAGGAGGAGGAGGAUGAAGAAUCUGAAACUCAGGAGGAAGAGGAGGAAUGUUUGGAGGAGGUUUUCUUAAAUCCUGCCCACUACGCUUUGGAUGUGACCAAGCAGCUUCUGAGGUUUGCAGAUCUCAUCAGCCGGGAUGUCCAGCGGUAUUUCGGUCGCUGCUCUGGUGAUCAAGAAACUUGUGACAUCUACAGCGACUCGAUGUCCGUCACAACCAGCGGGCGUCUGCGUUACUAUGACGACCUGCUGAAAAUCGCAAGAGCGGGAAGUCCAGAGGUGCAAGAAAACGGCUUGGUGACUUGUGCUGAUGAUGAAGGAGUCGGUGUUGCUAAGGGCAGCAGCGGUUUGGGGCCCCUGGCUGAACUUUUCAACAACAAGGGCCCGAGUCAAGGCCGCAGCCAACCCAUGAUCAAGCGGCAUCUCCCGCUCAGUUUCUGGACUGAGCCGAUCCCCUGCUGCUCCCUCGCCGGUUUCAGCAAUGCACCUGACGUCACGCACACCGACAGUGAUGCACCUUCACAGAGCAGCACACACACAGACGCUAACACACACACAGACGCUAACACACACAUGCACUACAACAACGACAGCUCUCAGCUGGACUUCAGUGACUUGCUGGCUUUCUGGGAUCCAAACCCGGAGCUCACACACACACCGACGGAAAGCACACACAUGCAGCAUUAAACACAUCAGCCUGCUGGGACUCGCAGCUUUAUUCAUGUCCUUUUCAACUUUGAUAGAUACUUUUAAAAAGUUUAAUAAAA